Apodemus sylvaticus (European woodmouse) is the source of this 1004-nucleotide messenger RNA. It is a transcript of the gene Josd2, whose product is annotated as Josephin domain containing 2. Gene Ontology annotation, biological process: protein deubiquitination. NCBI's taxonomy places the organism in Eukaryota, Metazoa, Chordata, Mammalia, Rodentia, Muridae. The record is from RefSeq and is a predicted model, not a curated record. Gene Ontology annotation, molecular function: cysteine-type deubiquitinase activity. The coding region runs from base 169 to 852 and encodes 227 amino acids. The transcript is spliced from 6 exons.
CCCUCGCGGCAGAGCGGCCCCGGAGGACUUCCGGACUGCGCGUCCUAUUUAGACGCCCUACAGAGGCCUUCGGGAAUCGCAGUCCGGCGCGCGCAAGUCGCCGGGAGCUGUAGUCCGUGUCGCCUGCUCAGUCAGCGUGGUACCACCCGGUCCGUCGCCGCCUAGGGAAUGCGAAAGCGGCCGGUCCCGGGGAGCGCAAAGGCCGGCGGGGCGACCAGAAGAGACCCUGUUACCCAGAGACGGGAAAGGAGGAGUCCUCCACUGCUAGCAGGAGCUGAGGCGGGCAUGUCUCAGGCGCCGGAAGCGAGACCGAGUCCACCCUCAGUGUAUCACGAGCGGCAGCGCCUAGAGCUGUGCGCCGUCCACGCUCUCAACAACGUCCUCCAAGAGCAGCUCUUUAGCCAGGAGGCUGCCGACGAAAUCUGCAAGAGGCUAGCCCCUGAUUCCCGGCUGAACCCCCAUCGCAGCCUCUUGGGUACCGGCAACUAUGAUGUCAACGUGAUCAUGGCUGCCCUGCAGGGCCUGGGCCUGGCCGCUGUGUGGUGGGACAGGAGGAGACCCCUGUCCCAGUUGGUCCUGCCCCAGGUACUGGGCCUGAUCUUGAACCUACCCUCUCCUGUGUCACUGGGGCUGCUGUCUCUGCCACUGCGCCGCCGACACUGGGUGGCGCUGCGCCAGGUGGACGGCAUCUACUAUAAUCUGGACUCAAAGCUACGGGCCCCUGAGGCCUUGGGGGACGAGGAUGGAGUCAGGGCCUUCCUAGCAGCUGCCUUGGCCCAAGGCCUGUGUGAGGUGCUAUUGGUGGUGACCAAGGAGGUAGAGGAAGCCGGCCGCUGGCUGCACACUGGCUGAUCCACUACCUGGGAACCGCUGCCUGCUGCCACAGUCCUAAGUGUCCAGUGCCUGGAAAGGGCCUGCACCCCGGGGCUCAGGAGGCCUGCACCCUGCCCUAGGGUCCCCACUCCCCCCACCACUGCUGCCUCAAUAAAUCUGCUCUUUUGUUA